This is a messenger RNA of Calliphora vicina (urban bluebottle blowfly), 1746 nucleotides long. RefSeq names its product adenylosuccinate lyase (gene Adsl). The record is from RefSeq and is a predicted model, not a curated record. Gene Ontology annotation, biological process: 'de novo' AMP biosynthetic process. Gene Ontology annotation, molecular function: N6-(1,2-dicarboxyethyl)AMP AMP-lyase (fumarate-forming) activity; (S)-2-(5-amino-1-(5-phospho-D-ribosyl)imidazole-4-carboxamido) succinate lyase (fumarate-forming) activity. The transcript is spliced from 2 exons. Bases 214 to 1656 code for a protein of 480 amino acids. Gene Ontology annotation, cellular component: cytosol. NCBI's taxonomy places the organism in Eukaryota, Metazoa, Arthropoda, Insecta, Diptera, Calliphoridae.
GCACAAGUUUAACUUGUUUUUUGCUAUUUCUAUUUUGCAUUUAUUUGCUGGUGGGAUUUCUUAUCACAUUUUGAUUUGUGAAUUAUUUGUGCCGCCUGCUGAUUAAGUAAUUCGGUAAAAUUGUAAUUACGCAAAUUUGCCAGUUGCAUUUUAAUUAUCAAACUGUGUUCAAGUUAAAGUUUGUAGUUGGUUUAAAAAGAAAAAUCCGUAAAAAUGAACAGUUAUGAAGGUUACAAAUCGCCGCUUAGCACGCGUUAUGCCAGCAAAGAAAUGCAAUAUUUGUUCAGUGAUCAACACAAAUUCUCAACCUGGAGACAACUUUGGAUUUGGCUAGCCGAAGCUGAAAAGACUUUGGGUUUGGAUAUCACCGAUGCGCAGCUUGCUCAAAUGAAGAGCAAUGUCAAGGAUAUCGAUUUUGAAGCAGCUGCCGCCGAGGAACGUUUAACACGCCACGAUGUAAUGGCUCAUGUACAUGUAUUUGCUAAACAAUGUCCCUUGGCUGCUCCCAUUAUUCAUUUGGGUGCCACCUCCUGUUAUGUGGGCGAUAAUACUGAUCUCUUGAUAUUGCGCGAUGCCUUGGAUCUUCUUCUGCCUCGUGUGGCUUCGGUAAUUUAUUGCCUUAAAGAGUUUGCUUUGAAAUACAAAUCUCAACCAACUUUGGGAUUUACUCACUUGCAACCCGCCCAAUUGACCACAGUUGGCAAACGUGCCUGUCUCUGGAUUCAGGAUUUAGUCAUGGAUGAACGCGCCUUACGCCGUUGCCGUGAAGAUUUGCGUUGUCGUGGUGUUAAGGGCACCACUGGUACGCAGGCAUCUUUCUUGCAACUUUUCAAUGGGGAUGGUGAAAAAGUUAAGCAGCUGGAUCUGCUUGUGACCAAAUUAGCGGGUUUCCAAAAGCCGUAUGGAGUAACCGGCCAAACCUACAGUCGUAAAGUGGAUGUUGAAGUUAUUGGUGCGUUGGCAAGUUUGGGAACAAGUAUUCAUAAAAUGUGCUCAGAUUUGAGAAUCUUAGCUUCGCGCAAGGAACUUGAAGAACCCUUUGAAACAACACAGAUUGGUUCAUCGGCCAUGCCUUACAAAAGAAAUCCUAUGCGUUCGGAACGUUGUUGUGCCUUGGCUCGUCACCUCAUCACCUUAUUCUCUAACGCCGCCAAUACGCAUGCUACACAAUGGCUGGAACGUACUUUAGAUGAUUCGGCUAAUCGUCGUUUGACUUUGCCCGAGUCGUUCCUAUCGGCCGAUGCUGCACUUCUUACAUUGCUGAACAUUUCUCAGGGCAUGGUGGUCUACCCAAAGGUUAUUGAACGUCACAUUUCUCAAGAGUUGCCGUUCAUGUCAACCGAAAAUAUUAUUAUGGCCAUGGUCAAGGCUGGUGGUGAUCGCCAGGUGUGCCACGAAAAAAUUCGUGUACUUUCGCAUGAAGCAGGCGCUCAAGUAAAACAACAUGGCAAGGACAACGACUUAGUAGAACGUGUCCGUAAGGAUCCUUACUUCGCUCCCAUACUCGAUCAUUUGGACACUAUUUUGGAUGCUAGAACAUUCACAGGCCGUGCCAGUGAUCAAGUUGAUGAAUUUAUUGCCGAAGAAGUCGACAGUGUUUUGGAACGUUAUAAGGAGAAUUUGAAAAACAUUCAAAUUGUUCAAUUAAAUAUUUAAAAGCCUUAAUAAUUUCAAUUCCAUCAAAUAGAUUAUCAAUGUUAGCCGAGCUAAACUGAUAAAUAAAUGAUUAGAGUUUUUUAAUCUAAA